Darwinula stevensoni is the source of this 1299-nucleotide messenger RNA. Lineage: Eukaryota; Metazoa; Arthropoda; Ostracoda; Podocopida; Darwinulidae. The record is from the annotation of a GenBank genome assembly.
GAAUCCCUUGAGGACUGCUUGCAAACAUUGUCAAGCAUUGAGUUAAAAGCUCUUGCUGGGGACCUGAAGUUGAAGGCACAAGGAAAGCGAGAGGUUCUUAUCAAGUCCCUGAUAGAUCAUUGCAGCAAGCAAAGGACUCUUUUCCCUGGGAUCACAUCUAUGAGAGAUAUACUUCGAAAAAAGGUGAAGAAAUUGGCUGGUUUGUGUUUCCGACUGCAUCGAGAACCACUGGAGCUGUUUUCCCGCAUCCUCAUGAUUUAUGCCCCCCAGAUGCUUUAUGAAGAAAAUGAAAGGAAGGGCCAACACUCCCAGCUCACUUCCCUCCUCCUUUCUAACAUGGGAAGAAUCAACUUCCCUACCUACCCUGUAACUACAACGAGGCAGCUAUAUCUUGAUCGCCAGGACUCCAUCUUUUACUAUGAGGCACAGAAGUUGUGCUCAGCACUGCAGGUGUUAGUGGAGAAAAAGGAGUGGACAGAAGCACUUGAAUUGUGUCAGCAAGCUGAACUUAAACUGGAUGUGUAUCAAUCUAAUAAGUUGUACAAGAUGCAUGUUCUUUAUCUGCCUGCAUUCCUUCGGAAGUUGACUGCCCCUUCCAUGUUAUGUUAUGCCCUCUCCAUUCAGGUGGAGGUCCUCGAGAAAUUGCGUCAAUAUGAUGAAGCAGUAGCACUGCUAGGUAGACUGCUGAAUCAGAAAAACUUCCUCCAGGACUCCCGAGCUCGAUGGUAUGAUCGUCUGGCCCUCAACCUUCAUCAGCAUCUCAAAAAACCUCAUCUGGCAUUGGAGGUGAUUAGAGAGGGAAUGAGAGAUGCAGAGGUACGAGGAGGACAUCGGCUGUCAUUGAGUGAAAGGGCUGAGCGCAUCCUUGCAAUGUUGAACAGGGAAAAGAGGAAAAAGAAAAAGAGUAAGACAGAAGGAGAGGAAGAGGAGGAUGAAGAGGAGGGGAUGAAAUGGGAUGGUCCUUCUUUCAUGUGUCCAAAGACUGCUCCUCUUGUCCUCAUCACUGGCAGAUCCUUGCCUAGGGACAUACCUGGAAUGAAGCGUGUGUAUGUGAUGGAUGGUGCUGAAGAAGGCUCCAAGAUAGCAUGCUCUGUUGAGGAACUGGUGAUUGGUCAUUAUGAGAAGAAUGGAUUCCCAAAUGGAAUUCAUGGAGAGGGCUCCACAUUUCACGCCAUCUUUGGCAUGUUCUUCUGGGACAUCAUCUAUAGUGCUGUACCUGAUGCCUUCAUCAAUAAGCAUCAAAUCCUUCCCUUGGAUCUCAACUCUCCAUUCUUCUAUGCUAGGUUUGGUUCCCUUUGA